AUGUCUAUAAUUGGAGUAUUGGGUGGUAUUUGUUCAGGAAAAUAGUUAUUUUGUUAGUUAAUGAAAGAAAUGUAUGACUAUUAAAUAGUUUACUUUGAUCAGGAAAUUGAUCUGAAUAAAACUGCUAUGCAGAUAUAUAAUAACUGGAAUACUCCUACAAUUAUCACAGCAAUCACCACGAAGGAGCAGAUACGAGUCUUGAAGAAAAGAAACUAUUUUCAUUUAAUAUAUUUGGACUCACCUUCAUUUACAAGAUAUAGAAGAUAUUGUGAAAAGCAUGAAAUAAUUAAGUUUGAAGAUUUCGUGAGACUUGAUGAUAAACAAAAAUAUGAUCUAGAUUUCUUAGAGUUGUCAAAGAAUUGCAAGGUUUAUCUUAAAAAUAAUACAAACACUUUUGAAGAAUUCAGAAAUUACUUGAAACAAUAAAUGGCUAAGAUCAUUAGACCAUUUCGACCUGAUUGGGAUGUAUAUUUUAUGAAAAUUGCAUAUACAGUCAAAUAAAGAAGCAAUUGCAUGAAAAAGAGUGUCGGGGCGGUGUUAAUUAACAACAAUAAAAGAAUUUUAAGUACUUCUUAUAAUGGAACUCCAAAAGUGAUGAAAAAUUGUAAUGAAGGAGGGUGUGAUGUUUGCAAGGAAUCAUAAACUUUAGACUUGAUUUUAUAUAAGUGUAUGUGCAUUCAUGCAGAAGAAGGAUGCAUCUUAGAAUUAGGAAUCACACAAACUAGAAAUACUACUUUGUAUACAACUUUGUUUCCGUGUGUUUGGUGUUGUAAAGCCCUUUUGUAAGCUGAAGUUUCAAGAAUAGUUUAUUGUGAAUAAGGCAACUGGGAUCUAUCUUUAAAAAUUAUAUAAAAUUUAAUCAAAUAUGAUUAGAUAGAUAUUGAGCAAUAUAUUUAUUGAGUUUUUUACAAAUUAUAAACUAUGGUAAUAAUAGUAUUAAA
Molecule: messenger RNA, 941 nt
Organism: Paramecium tetraurelia
Lineage: Eukaryota; Ciliophora; Oligohymenophorea; Peniculida; Parameciidae
Exons: 4
Molecular function (GO): catalytic activity
Source: RefSeq, a predicted model, not a curated record